UUCAGCAUCGUUCUCUGCGAGAAGUUUCACUUCAUCGACGUUGACACGCGCUGAAAGCGAAGUUUUCAGUCGAACCAACGGAUGUUGGAAUGAAACAUGGACUCGACGGAACAUAACAGCAUCACUGUUGCCGCCGCCGGCAUCCCUGCUUCAGGCAGCAACAGCAGUUCCGUCCACAGCAGCCCGUCCGGGUUGCCCAGAAUUGCCGACGAGGGUGCGCGACCUCAGGCUGCCGCCCAUGGUGCAACCAACAUGAACAACCGAAACAAUGACAGUGACGGAGAGGCGGCGCCGGCAGCUAGCACCGUGGCACGGCAAGCUGUCCAGGACUAUGAAUACGCGGACAACCUCGACGAGAUCACGGUGCGCCAGCUGGAAGAGGACAUAAGGGCAUACAGCUACGACCUGGACUACUGCCGCGCACAGCUGCAGGAGGCGGACCUGACCCUGACCCCCCAGGAAACACGGACACUGCAGCUGCGCAUCCUCGAUCUCGGCCACCAGAUCCGCCACUGUAGGCAUCGAAUCGAACUAGCCAGAGCGCAGGCGCGCAAAUCAUCAGCUCCUGGCUGGAGCCUUCCGAUUCACCGACACCAACGUGAAAUAGGAUCAGGCCUAGGACCGAUUCCCAGAACAACUAACGGCCUCCCCAGCAGCACCAUCAGCAAGCACCCACGAAACCCAAGCGGCAGCGGCCUCGGAGCCGGAGCUGGAAGUAUCAUGCCACCAAGCAAGCGCGUAACCUCCGGCUCGAAACGGCCCUCCCUCCCCGAUCCUUCAGACGACGAGGAAACCGAGAAGGAAACCAAUCACAAGGCCAACGACGCCGCAUCCGCGUCCGCAUCCGCAUCCGCAGCUGCAAAGCGGCCAAAGCUGACCGCACCCUCCCCAUCAGACUCAGACACAGUAAUGGCAGGCGGUGGCAUGGACGACGAGGUGAACACAACCCUCCAACGCCUGGGCUUCUGGAAAUGCCGGCUCUGCUCAGCGCCCAAAUACCUCCUAGCAGGCAGCGGCCGGUCACCCGCCGCGCCGUGCAAGUGGCCGCUCAAGGACAUCUCCAAGAUGAUCACCCACUUUACCGAGAUGCAUGCUGAACAUACACCGGCGGAACGCUGUGCUGAGUUGGGGGCUGCGUUGAGUCAUAAUCGCGGGCCGUUUGAGUACUGGCUGCGCAAGACGCGCGCGGUGAAUAUCAGGGAUGGCGGGGUCAUUGAUGACUGUCUUUCUAGCUUGGUUAGUGGGACGAUGCCUAACCUGCUAAGACGUCACAGCAGGGCUGCUGCUGGGAUGCCGCUUCCUUGAUUCGGCAUGGAGGAUUUCUCCGAGGAUUUGAUCGGCGGAUGGGCCGUUUCUACACGCUUCGCAUUCACGACUCCCAUCUAGAGGGAGGAUAUCCUGGCGCUGGCGAGCACUCUUUGUCUUGUGUUUGGGGUAGGGGAAACCGGAGAUGUGGAGCAUGAUCAAGGAGUUAGAGACGCAGAGCAUUAGGGCACGAAUGGCACGCAUCGUCACGGUGGUUUAUGGUAUUUGUUAUGUUAUGA
Messenger RNA from Canariomyces notabilis, 1544 nucleotides. RefSeq lists its product as uncharacterized. The transcript has 2 exons. The coding region runs from base 97 to 1305 and encodes 402 amino acids. NCBI's taxonomy places the organism in Eukaryota, Fungi, Ascomycota, Sordariomycetes, Sordariales, Chaetomiaceae. The record is from RefSeq and is a predicted model, not a curated record.